CACAGAGCUCCUCUGAGUCGUGCAAGUAUUUGUACGUGCAGUCAGUCAGGGGACGAGCAAGAUUAUGGCGAGAGUAGUAUCUAACGAGGCUUUGGAAAAGUUCCUGAAGGCAGAAUUGCCCACAAACCUGCUUGAGUACACUGGGCAUUUUGGUGGAGGAUGUAUCAAUGAGGGACAAAGUUUCAAGACGGACUUGGGAGUCGUUUUCGUGAAAACCAACAAGAAAGAUGGAUCUAGGUUGAUGUUUGAAGGCGAGUACAAUUCCCUUGAUGCUAUCAAGAAAUCUGGAACAGUUCGUGUCCCUAACCCCAUAAAGGUUCUUGAUCACCCAGAAGGCACAGGAGCAAUGCUGGUCAUGGAACACUUGGAUCUUAAGAGCUUGAAGAACCACCAGUUCCAAGCAUUACUAGGACUACAGCUUGCUAGGUUGCAUCUGCAAAACAUAGACAAGUUGAGUAAAGGUAGCAAUGAUGCUGUUGCCAAGUUUGGUUUCCAUACAACUACUUGCUGUGGAUAUUUAUCAAUGUCAAAUGAAUGGACAGAUGACUGGGUGACAUUYUAUGUUAACAAUAGAUUGGAAUCUCAGAUCUCCAAACUCCUUUCAGAGCAUGAUGACCAGGAACUGAAAGAAUUGUGGACAAAAUUGAAAGCAAAGAUCCCCCAUUAUUUUGAGGGUUUGGAUGUCAAACCAUCAUUACUUCAUGGUGAUCUUUGGGGAGGAAACAUUGGAGAGAUUGAAACAGGGCCAGUAAUAUUUGAUCCAGCUUCAUUCUAUGGACAUCAUGAAUUUGAGUUGGCAAUUGCUGGUAUCUUUGGAGGAUUUAGUGCMGAAUUCUAUAGUUCUUAUCAUCAAUUGAUUCCUAAAGCAGAUGGAUUUGAUGACCGUCACCAUCUUUAUCAGUUAUUCCAUUACUUGAAUCACUGGAAUCACUUUGGCAGCAGCUACAGACCAUCAGCAAUCAGUAUCAUGAAGUCUCUAACAGCCAUUCAGUAGUUAGGCAAUACUAAUAAACUUCUUCUUGAUUAUCAAAAGUAGAGCAAAUCGUGUAUUUYCAUGUAUAAUUUAGUGCAAAGUAUUCUAUUUUUGUCCCCCAGAUGACUCUCUGCUCUGUKGUUGCAUCUGUAGACAUUACAAAAUGUCAAUAAUUAUUAUAGAUAUUUUAUAAAAUAUAUCACCUGAUCAAACAAGUUUUUACCCUUUUUUAUAAAAUUUAUUAAAUGCAAAUAUUGCCAGUGUUGAGUGAAGGGUUUUGAUAGAGAAAAAAAAAAGACUUAACAAUACUUUAUAAUUAACUUGAUAUAAAUGAAAAUUCCCUGCUGUCUAUACACUUACAAUUAUUACUAGAGUGUCUCAAAGAGGCUGUGAAAUAUGAAGUCUAUUUAGAUUUUGUCCUUUACUGUAUGCAUUCAUUUGAAGAUUGUUUAAGGGUCGUGGAAGAGAUUUAAUAACAUAUAUAGAAAUUUAGAGAAUUAAAAAAAAAUGGUGUAUUUUA
Exaiptasia diaphana is the source of this 1493-nucleotide messenger RNA. RefSeq names its product ketosamine-3-kinase. The coding region runs from base 65 to 994 and encodes 309 amino acids. NCBI's taxonomy places the organism in Eukaryota, Metazoa, Cnidaria, Anthozoa, Actiniaria, Aiptasiidae. The record is from RefSeq and is a predicted model, not a curated record. The transcript has 8 exons.